AUGGAUACAGAAAAAGAACCACUUAUAAGAAAACGUAGACACAUAUCCGGACCAUUGGCAUCUGGUACAUUGCAACGGGGACUACUUAAAGAUUGGAGGAAAAGAUUCUCUAAUGGUGUUGACUUCAGAAUUAGCAAAAUUAAAAAUGAAAAAUCUCCGAAAAUGAAAAGGAGACUCUGCAGGCAUUUGAAUUAUUGGGUUGAUGAGAGAAGGGAUUAUUUCACAACAACUUUAAGAAAACAAUUACUUUUAUUGGGAGAUAUUAAUAAACAUUGGGCAGAUACUCAUAAUAGUGUAGUUGAAAAAUUAAAAGCAUCCUUCAAUGAUUCAUGUAAAAGAAUAGAGAAUAAGAAUAAGAAAGAUGUAAGAGAUAAAAAAAAAGUUAUGGAAGAUUUUUGUGAAGAUAAAGAAGAACGUUUACAAGAAUUAAAUGAAAAUGUGACAGAAGAGAAAUGUAUAGAGUACAGUAAUUGGUUAAAUGAAAAUAAAAGCAAUUUUGAAAAAAAAAAAUGGAUUAAUGAACAAAUGAUAUUUGAUGAAAAUUUAGAAAUUUCUGAAAACUGUACACUAAAUGAUAUGAAUACGUUUGUUUCUAGUUUAGACUGUUCAAAAAUCAAUAAGAAAGAAAACGAUUCUUGUGAUUCGAAAACUUCAGAAAGCUGUAAUCCAUCUAAACGAUUAACUCCUGGUAGUUCAUCUGAUAAUGGAUCUGAUCGUGCUUCAAUCGAAACUAUUAAAAUAAAACCAAACGCUACUACUAAUUUACCUACCACUACAAUAAACUCCACAACUACAACUGAAAUUACAUCAAAUACUUCAAUUGAAUCUACUACCCCAACACCAGGAUCUACACAAAAGUUAACAUCAACUAUUGUGUCUAUACAUUCAGAUCCAAAUUUACCUAAACCUGCAGCUCUAAAAGCCAUUGAACCUGAAAUCUCACAAAGAGAUGUGUCUCCUACUACUCCAACACCAAGUUCUACAUCAAAGAUAGCAUCAACUACUAUACCUACACCUUCAGAUGAAGAUUUACCUAAAGUUUUACCUCUAAUAGCCGAUAAACCUAUGGAUAAACAAGUUAUAAAUGAUAUUAUUCCAACAUUUAGAAAUAAUGACAUAUCGCCAACUGUUAGCGAUUCAAGUGAAUCUUCAAUUUCUCCUAUAUUUGGAUCUAUGAAUACAAAUAUAUCUGGAAAUUCACAAACAGAAUCACCUCCAACUACACCAACAUCUGCACCUAACAUUACUUCACCAUCUAUUGCCAUUCAAAAAAAUAUGCCUACAACUAUUCAAGUACCUAUAACUAAUUUCACAUCAUCUUCUAACGCCACUUUAAAUAAACCGUCAAUUUCUCCUACAUCUGCAAAUGUAAAUGCAACUGAACUAACAACUAUGUUUAAAACUAGUGCUUCAUCUGGAAAUACAUCCAAACCUACAUCUACUAUCAAGGCUGCGAAUAUAUCUACAAAUUUAUCUAUAACUUCGC
Plasmodium gallinaceum is the source of this 1486-nucleotide messenger RNA. RefSeq names its product surface-associated interspersed protein (SURFIN). The annotation marks the transcript as partial. The record is from RefSeq and is a predicted model, not a curated record. Lineage: Eukaryota; Apicomplexa; Aconoidasida; Haemosporida; Plasmodiidae. The transcript has a single exon.